CUAUUGGUACUCCGUAAUAGUAAUGUAAUAUAUCGAUUCUGAAUUCUACUUUGUUCAUUCUUUAUCAAUACUUUAUGUUCAAUGGUGUUAGGAUAAAAUAAAUACAUAAAAUACGCAUAUAUUCAUCCAUACACAUAAAAAUAUUCGAUUAAAUUUCAAUUUAUAGUGCUUUAUACAGAUUUAACAUGUCUGAUCAUCACAGUGGAAAAGGUUAUGCCCCAUUGCCGCAAAAUAUAAGUAACACCGAUACUGAGGAUGAAGAUGAUUGUUUGGCCCAAUCAAAUGAAAUUCCUAAAGAUCAUGUUGAUGAUACACAACCGCAAUCAACUACUAUUCAUGAGAAUGGAAUAUAUUAUCCAUUGGAUGAAACAAGGAAUCUAGCAAAUCGCACAAAAAAUGGUCAAAAUAUGCUUAAAUAUUAUAGAGAUGAUGUACCUAUAAUGGUAGUUGAAGGCAGUGACCAAAAUGAUUUGUGGAAAAGACAUGAUAUGUCACCCUUAUGACGAUUUUGUUUGGUUGCUUCUAUAUUAUUAUGCGUUGUAACAAUAGUUAUAUUUCUAUAUGUUUUACCUUGUGAUAAUUCAAUGGUAUGUCCUUCAGUAAAUGAACCUCAGUCAUCUAUAUCUUGGGAUAAAACUUUACAAGGAAUAGAAUUACAUGGUCCUAUUUCCAUCAUUCAUGGAAAUCCAUCAAACUUGAUAUUUCUUGUUCGUGGACAACGAUAUAGAGGAAAUGAUACAAAUGAUCAGGGUCAAAUAUCUGCAGAAGGAGGAGGAAUUAUGUCAAUGCAAGCAAAUAGUGGUUUACCAUUGUGGUUAGUUUCGUUGAAAAGACCGCCUACCGAAAUUGAUUGUAUUUCAGUGGAUACUGAUCGAUCUGGAAAACCAGAUUGCAUAGUUGCUGGAGAUCAAGGCCUUUUGGCUAGUAUCGAACCUAUUGCAGGCACUAUUCAUUGGAGUUCCAAAAUUUAUACAUACGAAAAACUACCUCUGAUAUUAUCAGAUAUUGAUUCAGACAAAAUAGAAGAUUUUUUGAGUAUAGAAGUAGCAACAAAAAAUAUGCCUAAUCUUGUUCUCUUAUCUGGUGGAACUGGACAUCUUCUAGGGCGAUAUUCACCUGAAAAUUGUUCGUCCAUUGAUAUAGAUAAUCACGUUCUUAAUGAUACUGUAUCUUAUAUUUGCUAUGAUAGUAAUAGAAGAAGUAUGAUUAAAACUAUGACUAUUAAAGGUUUAUUACAUGCUAUGAAAUUACCAGAGUAUAAAAAAUUGAUAAUGAAACAAGCAGUGGCAUUUAGCACGUUCAAGACCUUAAAAUACAGUAAUGAAAAGAAUAACUGGGGGCCUACACCAUAUCACUACUUAUCCAUUGAAAAUAAAGGAUUAUGUCCUGGAGAAUUUUGUACAGCUAGUGUAACUUUAAAAUUACAAAAGCAUGGAAAUCAAUCAAAAGUAAUAUGGAAUUAUAUUAGUCCUAAUUCUUUUGUCUCAAAACCAGCUUUUCUGGAUAUAUCCACGAAACCUUAUACUUUUGGAUUUGCCAUUAAAUUUUGGCAAUGGACUAAUUCAACAUCUGAACGUACAGAAAAAGUAUCUAUUGUUACAGAAAGAAGACUAAUAGAAAGAGUAUUGAUUGUUUUUGUGAAUUAUACAGAUGUACAAGUUAAAAAUGCAAAUCAAACUGAUAUUAUUCAAUUAUGCCAAAACGCAAAUUGUCAACCAAAUUUGAGUUUGCGUGCUCGCUUUAGUUCAAUCAAAAUUGAUUAUAUUAGUGAAGAUGGAUUUCCAGAAUUAAUAACUUAUUGGUCUUCAUAUGACAUAGAAGCAACAAAGGUACUGACAUCAAAAGUACAGGUUGUAAAAUUAGAUUCACUUGUAAUGGAUCUUCCACAUACAGGUGUUUAAUCUUUGGUUUAUUUAAUGAUUGCUAGUUUAUAGACAAAUUGAUCAUUCAAUUCUUCAGUGUAAAAUUAUUAAUGAACAUUUUAACUACGAAACGAAAAUAUUUGUUUCGUAAAUAUAUUUAAGUGAAUAAUUAUACUAUAAUAAAUGACAGCACUACCAUUAAUAAGUGGUAUUUGGCUAUAGACUUAUUAGAACUAGUCAUCACUUGGUAGUAAUGUAGCAACGAUUUUCAUAGGCGCCUAAUUAAAUAAAAUAAUUUUUAAAUAAUCAUUUUCAUAAUGAACAAUUAUUGUUAAUGUCCACAUAUUUUAAAAGAAUUCAAUGGUGCCUUGCAGAAGCUGUAUACAAGAAACAUGAGCAAAUAUAUAAAAUUUGCAAAAAUAAUUGCAUGUUAUUAGAGAGAAUAUAUUAAAAAUUUUAUAUGUUUAACAAAAUUUUAAAAGAGAUAGCAAAGUUCCUUUUGUAAUAUCAUUUGAUAAUGUAAAGUAAUAAUGUAUUUUAUCUAAAUUUAUUCUGCAUUAUGAGUGAAUUCUUUGUUAUAAAAAAUGAAGCUUAUUGCAUAUAAAUGCUAUUUAGUGUAGUAUUAUAAAAGAUGAAUAGUAAAUAAAAAUUUUCCUCUAGUUACA
Messenger RNA from Bombus pyrosoma, 2527 nucleotides. RefSeq lists its product as uncharacterized. The record is from RefSeq and is a predicted model, not a curated record. The transcript has 4 exons. NCBI's taxonomy places the organism in Eukaryota, Metazoa, Arthropoda, Insecta, Hymenoptera, Apidae.